AUGUCAUCCCGGCGUGGAAGUGGAAGAGGAAGAAGAGCUGACAGCAGCAACCCAGACUUUCUCUGGAUCAACCGCACUGCCGACUCGGAGAGACUACACCCCAGUCGAGACCAGCGAGACGAGCUACGAACCAUCACCAGCCAUGCCAGAAAUUGGCGUGCCUCCUUGAGACGUCAGCAGAGGCUAUACACCGCGCAGACCGAAGCUAGUCAUGUCCAAAGCCUCGUGGGCUGGGGCCGACCCAGACACAGCAUCGUUGUCUCAGACAGCAGUUCCGUCGAAACAUCGGCCUCCCCAUCCCCGAUAAUGCCAACAGCCCAGACGACAGGCGACCGGCCAGAAUCGAUUUCGGUCGCGUACUUGGAAACGCCGGCUGACGCCAGGUGGUCCCGGACUGCUUUCCGGUAUGCUACGCAGGUCUGGCUUCCUUUUGUGUUUGACCAUGUGGACGUCCUGGACGAAACACUCGGAGUGUCCGGGUCUACACAGGCCACGAUGGACUACAUUAUCCAAGGCUGCAUGGCGGACCGCAUGCACAUGUAUUCGCUACUUGCAGCAAGCAUGGCUUUCCAGAAAUAUGUCAUACGACUCCAACUUGAUGAACACGGCAUCCCGGAAUACUGUAUGGGCAAGGCUCUCCAAUCUCUACGAUAUCACUUGGCGAGCAACCCCCAAGUGGACGAACAUCUCGUCUUCGACCUUGAAGCACUUGCAACGUUCGAGAGAUACGUGCAUAACUUCGAAGGAGCACGGGCCCAUCUCGUCAUGGUCCAGCAUCUGGUAGAAUCGAUGGGCGGUCUGUCCAUGCUCCGUCCACCCAUGCGCCCGCUGUGCUGGCUAGCAGACCUGGCUGUGGCCGGCGGUCUCGGAGAAUCUCCUCUGCUGCCUCUGAUAUGGGAAUCAGAUCCAGGCACCCUCCCGCGCGAGCAGAUGACGGAUGAAAUCCUCUCGGAUUUGCAACGAGGCGGAUGCAUCCCAGGGGGCUCAGCCUUGCUUCAUUACGCGAGCAUGGUUCAUCCGACACUCUCCCGACUCAUCGUCGAUACAGUUCAAUGGUUCCACGUCCAGCAGCACUUACAUCUACACAACUAUACUCAACCAGCGAUGCAAACAUGGGCGACACGACAAGCCUAUAUCCUAGUUCAUCGUCUCCUGUCUUGGUCAGCAGACACGCGCGCCACGACAGAGCAUGAGAUCCUACAACGGCUUCUUUCAGAGGGUAUCAAACAAGCUAUUCUGCUUGUGGUCUCCGACAUCUUUCAGAAGACGAAUCGUAUUGCCACGGCGAAUCCAGAACCUUUGCGAGAUCCAACAAUGCAUGCAUGGUCAACUGUCUCACGGCUUCGAUCCCAACUGAUGCGGAUCGCCAAUCACCAUCCAACAAUGGCAGAAGCCGAACAGUAUGAGGAACUGGUCCUGUGGAUGACAUGCUUGGGUCUACAGCAAGCCACACUACCAGAAGAAAUAGAGACCCAACACGACCGUGGCCGAGACCGAGAUCCCGACCGAGAUUGGUUCGCGAGUCUCGCCGCUCGCCUAGCACAGAGACAACAUGUCACGACCACAGACGAGUUGCUCCAAUUUCUGGUUCGGUACCUGCAUCGGUGCGACUCUACGGGACGACCUGAUAGAAGGGAACUAGAAAUCAUUCUGGAGACAUGA
This is a messenger RNA of Capronia coronata CBS 617.96, 1662 nucleotides long. RefSeq lists its product as uncharacterized. The coding region runs from base 1 to 1662 and encodes 553 amino acids. The record is from RefSeq and is a predicted model, not a curated record. NCBI's taxonomy places the organism in Eukaryota, Fungi, Ascomycota, Eurotiomycetes, Chaetothyriales, Herpotrichiellaceae. The transcript has a single exon.